This is a messenger RNA of Dicentrarchus labrax (European seabass), 1106 nucleotides long. It is a transcript of the gene nipsnap3a, whose product is annotated as nipsnap homolog 3A (C. elegans). The coding region runs from base 64 to 828 and encodes 254 amino acids. Gene Ontology annotation, cellular component: mitochondrion. NCBI's taxonomy places the organism in Eukaryota, Metazoa, Chordata, Actinopteri, Moronidae. The transcript is spliced from 6 exons. The record is from RefSeq and is a predicted model, not a curated record.
AGAGGAUCUUCGGCAGGCAGAUAACUUCCUCUCUCCGUCUCAUUCUGUUACUUCUCGGCCAACAUGUUGAAGUUCAGAAGCUCCUCACUGAGAUCAGCAGUCCGCCUGCUCUCUCCUGCUGCUCCUGCUGCUCCUGCUGCUCAGCCUCGAGUGCAUCUCUCCACUGGUCCCCAACAGGAACACAGAACCUUCUAUGAGUUCCGCACUUACUGCAUCCGUCCAGACCAGAACGCGGCCUUCCUCAAACUGACCAAUGAGAAGAUCCACCUUCGCACCGCCCACUCCGAACUGAUUGGCUACUGGAGCAUCGAGUACGGCGGCCUCAACAAAGUCUUCCAUAUAUGGAAGUAUGACAGUUAUUCUCAGCGGGCAGCAGUCCGGGCAGCCCUGGCUAAGGACCCGUCCUGGAUCUCAGAUUACCUCUCGAAGGCGAUACCGAUGCUGACGUCUCAGGACAACGAGGUCACCUACGUGGUUCCGUGGAGCCGGCUUCAGAGUCCGCCACAGGAGGGUGGUGUGUACGAGCUCGUCUCCUUCCUGAUGAAACCUGGCAGUCCAGCAAGGUGGGGCAAAGCCUUCCAGGCUGCCAUCAGCGCCCACGAUGCACCAGGGUACGGCAAGCUGGUGGGAGCGUUCCACAACGAGUUUGGGCUCCAGAACAGAGUUCACGCCCUCUGGUGGUUCGAGAGCGCCGACCAGCGAGCUGAAAUUCGACACAAAGCUCACACUGACGCCAGAGUUGUCGCUGCAGUCAGAGACAGCGUCGUCCAUCUGGACUCUCAGGAGAAUAAACUCAUGGUCCCGUGUCCCUUCUCGCCACUCAAGUAACUUCCUGUCCUCACACCUGCGUCUCCACGGCAACAGAGACAAACACUGUAACAGCCUGUAACCAAGCCCCACCCCUUCCCUGAUGAACCAAUCACAGCUCAGCAUGCUGUUCAUUAACAAUUAUUAUUAUUAACAAUAUUAAUGUCAAAUUAUAAAAAAUGAAUAAUUGAUAUUGAGUCAGUCAGUGUGUGAGCAGCAGUGUCCAAUCCUGAGGUCUGGAUGUUGGAGGUGGGCGGGGCUUCCUGUCUGAUGUAAACAAUAAUAAACUGAGACAUGAA